AUGCCGGAGGAGGAUGCCGGGGGCUCUGGAGGAGGUGGAAGGCAGGGAGGGAAGCGAGUGGCUGGGAGCGGAGGGGAGCGCAGCUAUUCAUACUCCACGCCGGGCGAGUGGGAGGCCCCUGAGACCCGGAUGUGCGCGGCGGGAGGCGCCGAGCGGAGUCGGGAGCCCAACGGGGACUUGUGGUUGCGGCUGGCCGCCGCGUUCCACCGGCAGCCUCCGAAACUUGGGCAGAGGAUGGCCUCAGCCCUCCCGCUGCUGCUGCUCUGGGUGUUUGCCCCCACGGUGGUCCCAGAGGUGUUUGGCGCCGGAGAUGGCACAGAGGACCUCAAGGCUCUGCAGGUCUCCAUCCCACGCCACCCAGCCCUGGACGCCGUGCUGGCAGGCGACAUCACCAUCCCCUGCCUCAUCACCUACCUCGGCCCCCAGCCCACCGCCGGCACGGCCGGCCGCAGGGCGGUCCUGGGAACCCCCCGGGUCAAGUGGACCUUCAUCUCUGAGGGCAGAGAGGUGGAGAUCUUGGUAGCCCGAGGGGACAGGGUGAAGGUGAGCGAGGACUACCGCCUCCGCGCCUCCCUGCCCAUCUUCCACCAGCGCUACACCAACGCCUCCCUGCUGCUCACCGAGCUGCGGCCCAACGACUCGGGGAUCUACCGCUGCGACGUGCAGCACGGCAUCGAGGACGGCCAUGACAUCCUCGAUGUCAAAGUCAAAGGUACCUGGUGGUGGGGCGCGGCGGCACUCGGGGCAGGGGGGUGCAGAGGUCCACCCUACCCACGGUGCCUUCUCCGGGCUCAGCAAACCCCUCCUGCACCCGGGGGCAGAUGUACCCAUGUGGGUGGGGGUCUGCCCACCCCCGAGCAGCUGUACGCCGCGUACCUCGGCGGCUACGAGCAGUGCGACGCCGGCUGGAUCGCCGACCAGACCGUCAGGUACCCCAUCCACACGCCCCGUGAAGCCUGUUACGGUGACAUGAACGGCUUCCCCGGGGUGAGGAACUACGGAGUGGUGGACCCGGAGGACAUGUACGAUGUGUACUGCUACGCCGAGGACCUCCCAGGCUACCCCAUCGUCACCCCCCGGGAACGCUGCGGCGGGGCUCUGCCGGGCGUCAAAACCAUCUUCCUCUUCCGCAACCAGACGGGAUUCCCCGAUGCCCUGAGCAGAUACGAUGCGUAUUGCUUCCGAGGUGGCUGUGUCCCCAACCCCUGCCUGAACGGAGGGACCUGCACGGAGGACGGCACCCGUCUCACCUGCCUGUGCCUGCCCGGCUACGGAGGCAGCAACUGCGAAAGACCGCUGGAGAAGUGCAGCACCGGCUGGGACAGCUUCCAGGGAGCCUGCUACAAGCAUUUCUCCACGCGGAGGAGCUGGGAGGACGCGGAGACGCAGUGCAGGCAUUACGGGGGACACCUGGCCACCAUCCUGACCCCCGAAGAGCAGGACUUCAUCAACGGUCUGGCUCAGCCCCCCGACGACUGA
Charadrius vociferus (killdeer) is the source of this 1479-nucleotide messenger RNA. It is a transcript of the gene BCAN, whose product is annotated as brevican. The coding region runs from base 1 to 1479 and encodes 492 amino acids. The transcript is spliced from 10 exons. Gene Ontology annotation, molecular function: hyaluronic acid binding. The record is from RefSeq and is a predicted model, not a curated record. Gene Ontology annotation, biological process: cell adhesion. Lineage: Eukaryota; Metazoa; Chordata; Aves; Charadriiformes; Charadriidae.